Messenger RNA from Asparagus officinalis (garden asparagus), 580 nucleotides. RefSeq names its product cytochrome c oxidase-assembly factor COX23, mitochondrial. The coding region runs from base 108 to 323 and encodes 71 amino acids. The transcript is spliced from 3 exons. Lineage: Eukaryota; Viridiplantae; Streptophyta; Magnoliopsida; Asparagales; Asparagaceae. The record is from RefSeq and is a predicted model, not a curated record.
AAACCCCUGAACUUGUAGGCGAUUUGUACAAAACUAUCAUCACCUUCUUCUUGUUAUUCGCCUUGAAGAGGACAAGCGAUAUCGGGUUUCGGGUCGCGAAAAGAACCAUGGAUUCGACCUCUUCAUCAUCGUCGGCGUAUCCUAGCGCUGCGAGGAUCUCGGACUCCCCUUGCUUCCCACAGUACACAGCUUCUCUCAAAUGCCUAGAAGCUAAUCAAGAGAAAAACAAAUGCCAACAGCAAUUUGAUGAUUACAAAGAGUGCAAAAAGAAAGAGAGGGAGGCUCGGCUAGAACGCAACAAAAGUAGAUCUCUUUUCGGAUGAAGGCGACAUUUUUGAUGGAUUAAGGCUCAUUAUAGCGAAUAAGAAAUCCGAGGACUACUCAAACUGAAACGAACAUUAUGCCUUCUCUAAUAUUGUUCUGAGCUUCUGUGAGGACUUUUGAUGGCAAAAUAUGUUGAAUACAUUAUUAUGUAAGCUUUGCUUGUGGGAUCUUGAGAAAUUUAUGCAACGGAGGUGCAUUAUUUUACAUGAUUCUAAGGGUGAAAAGGAUCCAUGCAUAUAUGAUGCCUGUUGCGCUA